UUUAUACAUAUAGAAAUAAAAUAUAGAAGCAGAAAAAAUUCUUUCUUGUGAAAAAAAUUUAACACUGAAAAAUAUGUGUAAUUUCUGUUUAUAAAAUUAAGUUAAAUAAUGCAAAAUAUUUAAAAUAAAAAAGUAGCGGCUUCAAAAAAAAUAUUCUUACAUACAUUAUACUGAAAAAAUCAAUAUGGAUAGUGGCUUGAUAAAAAAAGCUUUGUGCUUCCAUGGCAAGCCCAUGCAAAAGAUAUGGGAUGAUGAGAGGGGUGCUGGAGACUUACAAAAAAUAGGAGUGCCCGAGGAUGGCAACUACAACAUCUAUAUGGAUAGACAGAAGUAUUUCACAUUUCAGGAUAGGGCCAAACGAUUGAAAUUGCAUCAAUUUCUCUCACGCAAGGCUUUGGAUUUAUAUGACAAGGAUUUAAGCAAAUCGUUUAUACAGUCCAUAAAACCCAAGGAGGAUGUGGAGAAGGCUAAACAAUUUGUGGCUGAGAUACCACCCUAUGAACUAUUCAUUGUCAAACAUCAGGACAAGGUUAAACGUCAUAUUUUGGAAUCUAUAAUGCCGGGUGAUAUUGUAUAUGCCUCUAUACCACGUUCAAAACUCUCCACCACAAAACUAUUAGCUGUAAAAUUAAACGUAACACCUCUUUGUACGGGAGAACCAAAUUGUAAACUAAUACAUGAAUAUAAAUUAAAGGCUCAAGUUCCACCCCAACUAUGUGAAGAAAUUGUUCCAUUAAAGGGUGUUAAACCACGUGGCAGUGAAGCCCUGGAAUAUUUGCGCUGUGAAGUCGUUGAAUUUUCCAUAGAUGCAGAUCGUUUAACCUUAAGUCUUUUGCAUACAACAACAAAAAAUAAAAAUAUUAAAUUAGGCUUGGUGACAUAUGAGGAAUUGCCACAAUUGUAUCGUAAACUAUCGGAAAGUACUUUAGAAAGAUACGAAGAAUGUCUGAAAAAAGCUAAAGAAUAUGAAAAUCCAAAUUAUGAUAUUUUAUAUACACUCAAUGGUUUGGAUAUCAAUGAUAAUUUUUCAUUGAUGAACAAUUUAAAGUAUGAUUUUCCACCACAAGAAUACGCCAAGGAACUGAGACAGGUACAGGCGAGUAAAUGGGCUUUUAGAUCUGUGGCCGAGGGUAUAGAGUACUUUAAAGUGGGUCAGCAUGUAGAAGCAUUUCAAUGUCUUAAUAAGGCCUUGAAUAUAGAUCCGCGCAAUGUGGAGGGUUUGGUGGCCCGGGGUGCCUUAUAUGCCAAUAAGGGUUCGUUUCUAAAAGCCGUGGAGGAUUUUGAAAAGGCUCUUAAGCUUAAUGCUUAUCAUGUUAAUGCACGCAAAUACAUGGGUGAAACUUUAGUGGCUUUGGGACGCAGCUAUGAAGAGGAUAAUCGUAUACAAGAGGCUGCCAAAGCAUAUAGAGACUGCUUGAAUAUAAUACCAAAUCAUGAACAGGCUCGCCUUUCCUUGGAGGCCAUACAACAACGUACUGGUGCCACAGUCGAGCCCAUAAUGCCAUCUCAACUACCACCAGCUGCUACCGAAAAAUCAUUGCAACAGCAAAUAAAUGAUUUUGAAAAUCAGAUUACAUUAAUAGUAUCUUCUAGCAAUGAAGAGGAAUCCUCUGAAGGAUCUUCCGCCUCGGAAACUGAAGGCUCUGACGAACAUGCUCUUAAAGAUCACUCACUAUCGCCACUAAGCAAGAAAAUGGUCAUGCAUAGAACAGCUAUGGAGACCGGACAAAAACCACAAGCACAAUUUAAUCAACCAUUUAUGCAAACUAAUAGAAAUUCAAUGAAUUUACCGGUUAUUCCAAAUGAAUUUAAGCUGGACGAUGAUGAUACAGAAUCUAGGGUGCAAAAACUCUUGCAAAAGGCCAUGAAACAUAAAAAGGAAAAAAAGAAAUCAAAAAAAUCCAAGAAAUCGAAAAAAUCUAAAAAGGAAACCAAAUCUGUCAAGAAUCCUUCAUCAUUAUUGGAAAAAAUUAACUUUCAGGAUGCCUACAAUAUACUAGGUGGUGGUUUACAAAUUGAGAGUACUUUAAAUGACAAUCUUAAAAUGUACGAGCAAACCAUACAGGAAAUACGUAAGCGUCAGGAAUUACUGCAGCAGUCAACUUCAACGGCGACAGCAUCUACAUCAGCUGCUGCUUAUAAUCGCAGAGAACAACAACGUCAAAGAUCGGAAACCCCACCACCACCACCUUUAAAGCCCAGCUUGCCUGCGCAAUCGACAUAUGUUUAUAAAUCCAUAAAUUUUGGCAAAAAUUCUUAUACACCGGCCGCACCCAAGCCGCAUGUUGUGGAACCGCCAAAAUUUUCAUUUCAGAUAAAAAAACCAGUUAAAGUGGAUAAAUUUGGUCUUAUACGCUUGGCCACACCUGCUCUACAAAACAGUCCAACACCAUCGCCACCCAGAUCCAAACGGGUUUCACGUUCACCACGUUCUCGGCGACGCACACGUAGUCGCAGCCGCAGUGGCAGUAGAAGUCGUGGUGGCAGUAACAGAAGACGUAAUUCCCGUUCACGUUCUCGCAGUCGAGUGUUCAGAGGGGGUAGUCGCAGCAGCAGGCCCAGAUACAGACGUCAUCGCAGUUCGUCUUCAAACUCUCGUUCGCGUUCGCGUUCUCGUUCAAAUUCUCGUUAUCACGGUCGUAAACAUGAUUCACGCGGCAAAUCUUCGGGAUCACGCUCUGCACGCCGUUCGCCCUCUCCAUUUGUGCCACGUGGCACUCCCUCACCAAACACUCGUUAUCGACGUUCACGUUCACCCCGUUUUAAUAGACGUUCACCUCAUGGCCGUCGUGGUUCACGCAGUCCCGUUCGCCGAUAUCCUCCACCUAAAUUUGGUAAUCGCAGUUGGCAACGACCCGAUUUUAAACCACGCGUACCCGCUGCUGCGGCAGCAGCCGACGGUAAAUGGCUACACGAUAAAUUUGAGGAUAAAAAUGAUGGGCCCUCCAUUGAGGAAAUUGAUGAGAUUAUCAGUAAAGCUCAAAAGGAACGCAAGCAAGAUAUAAUUAAUCGUGAUAAGAAUAUACUUAAAAAGACUAAGAAUUGGUAAGAAUUGUUGGAAAAGUACGUUAUUAUAAUAAAUACUGUAUUUAUAAAUAUAAUUCCUAAAAUAUAUUUUGUAGCUUAUAAAAUUACUAUAUUACAUACAUACAUAUAAAUAACGUACGUGGUUUGUUUUAUUGAUGGCAUUUCAAAUGUUAAGAAAUAAAUUUAAUAAACUACUUUAAUUGAACUAAA
Messenger RNA from Calliphora vicina (urban bluebottle blowfly), 3237 nucleotides. RefSeq names its product tetratricopeptide repeat protein 14 homolog. NCBI's taxonomy places the organism in Eukaryota, Metazoa, Arthropoda, Insecta, Diptera, Calliphoridae. The record is from RefSeq and is a predicted model, not a curated record. Bases 185 to 3049 code for a protein of 954 amino acids. Gene Ontology annotation, molecular function: protein binding. The transcript has 10 exons.